This is a messenger RNA of Fusarium fujikuroi IMI 58289, 1206 nucleotides long. RefSeq names its product related to threonine dehydratase. Gene Ontology annotation, molecular function: L-serine ammonia-lyase activity; magnesium ion binding; threonine racemase activity. The transcript is spliced from 2 exons. The coding region runs from base 1 to 1206 and encodes 401 amino acids. The record is from RefSeq and is a predicted model, not a curated record. NCBI's taxonomy places the organism in Eukaryota, Fungi, Ascomycota, Sordariomycetes, Hypocreales, Nectriaceae. Gene Ontology annotation, biological process: D-serine biosynthetic process; pyruvate biosynthetic process; L-serine metabolic process.
AUGGCUGAUCUAUCAACAACUCCUCCAUUAACUCGUGAGUCAGUCAUCGAAGCUCACAAACUCAUCGGCUCAUAUGUCCACUUCACGCCCGUCCUGACCAACCAGACUAUCACGAAACUAGCUUCAACCCCUCGCACAGCGGAGGAACUCGAAGGGACUCGUUACGCUGGUAGAACGCCGGCCCGACCGGUGCUAAGACUCUGGUUCAAAUGCGAGAAUUUGCAACGCAUUGGCGCUUUCAAAGCGAGAGGUGCUUUUCAUGCCAUCGAGAGGCUGAAGAAAGAACCAGGAUGGCUAGAGGGAGGGGGCAAGGAGAAAGGAGUCGUGACACACAGUUCUGGAAAUCAUGCUCAAGCACUAGCCCUUGCGGCUCGAGAGAGUGGCAUCAAAGCCCACAUUGUCAUGCCUGAGAUUUCCAACCCCAAGAAGAUCGCCGGAACAAAAGGCUACGGUGCUCGUGUUAUCUUUAGCGGGAGCACAUCCACUGAACGCGAAGCAAUGGCCGCAAAAGUUAUCGCUGAGACAGGCGCUCGACUUGUGCCGCCCUAUGACCACCCGGAUAUUCUCCUUGGACAAGGCACCCUCGGGCUAGAAUUCCAACAGCAAGUUUCUGAAUUGAUGACUGCUGAUGUCGUCGUCGACGGGCAGAGGAGACUUUUCCGGGCACCGGUUACAGGGCGGGACAACGAGGCGCCGAGGACCAAGAAGGAGAAACCUGGCUUGGACGCUAUCAUGACCCCUUGCGGUGGCGGUGGUAUGCUCUCAGGUGUUGCUCUGAGCUGUGAAGGCACUGGAAUUCGAGUUUUUGGCUCGGAGCCAUCGUUUGAGGGUGCAGAUGAUGCAAAGCGUGGAUUCGAGUCUGGCACACGAAUCACAACAGUCAAGACUCUUACAGUUGCUGAUGGACUGCGCACCCCUGUGGGUGAGCACCCUUGGUCAGUCAUAUAUGGUCGCCGCUUGGUAUCGGGCAUGUACAGCGUCACUGAGGAAGAGAUCCUGGCGGCUAUGAAGCUGGUGUUUGAGCGGUUCAAACUGGUUGUGGAGCCCAGUGCUUGCGUCCCGCUGGCAGUAGCGCUGUUUGAUGAGGAUUUCAGAUCAAUGGUAGAGCGAGAAGCUGGCGAAGAGGGUUGGGACCUCGGACUGGUGUUCAGUGGCGGUAAUAUUGGUCUUGAUGCUGUUGGCAAGCUCUUCGAAGGUAACAAGUAA